UCUACUCUCCCACUACUCCCAUCUUUAGCAUAAAGCCACCUAUAUUAUUUGUCCCUUUCUUUUCCUCUCUCCUAAAGUAGAAACCAAUUCAACCAACCAAAAAAAAAAACCCAAUUAGGGUGCUUUUUCUUUGUUUUGUUCUAUUCUUAAUUGAAUUAUUUUUGCAUUUAAAACUUUACUCUCUUUUUUUCUUCCCUUAAUCUCUUCUUCUAAAAAGGAAAUUAGUACACUAAUCAUGAAAAACAUGAAGAAGGUGUUCGUUUGUUUAGGCAUGGGUUCAUGUGUUUCUACCAAAACUGUUGAACCUCCUUCUAAUCUCACCUUGGAAAAAGCACUCGAUUCUGCUCAAUCCCCUGUUUGGGAACUUCCAGUUGCAGGUAGUAAAGAGGAAGCCUUUUUUGAUUCGAAGCCUUGGCUAGAGUCGGAUGAUGAACAAGAUUUCUAUAGCGUCAAUGGUGAUAUCCCGCCAUAUAGGCAAUCGGAUAAGAAUGGAGAUGACCACGAAGGAAGGAGGCUAUCCGAACUAUUCAAAGAAAGUAGCUUUAAUAGCGAAAGCCAAACAAGUGCGAAAGCAAGAAGUGAAGCGAAAGGAAAAGACGAUGAAGAAAUACCAACAUUUGCAAAUACUCCUAGUAAAAUUGAGAAUGGGAAAUCUGGUAGAUCUGUUAAUCGUUGUUUGCCAAGUUUAGUUAGAAGUUUAAGUUGUGGUGAUCGUAAAAAGAGGCCAAAUCCUGCCCAUAUUGCUGUUGUGGGUUGAUGGAGUUUUUUAUGGUACUGUAUUUAUUUUUAUGCGGAUGAGCCACACGGGCAAUAUAAAUUACAAAUGGAUGAUGGAUGAUGGAUGAUGGAUGAUGGAUGAUGGAUUCAAAUCGGUGUACACAAGGCUACUAGUCCUGAAUUUUAACCACUAGACCAAGAGUUUAUUGGUCGGUUGAUGGGUCUAUAAGCAGUUUGCCUUUAGUAGGUUGAUAUAAAUGGCAAUUGUAAAGAGUAGUAAGUUAUUUAUGAGAGUAACAGGAGUGUUUAAUUUAUUUGAGAUCUUGUCAAUACAUAUUUAAAAUAAUAAAUCAAUAUAUAUAAUGCUAAUCAAAUGUAAA
Molecule: messenger RNA, 1097 nt
Organism: Spinacia oleracea (spinach)
Lineage: Eukaryota; Viridiplantae; Streptophyta; Magnoliopsida; Caryophyllales; Amaranthaceae
Exons: 3
Coding region: 236-757 (173 amino acids)
Source: RefSeq, a predicted model, not a curated record